CCUGGAAUCGUGAUGACAAGAAAGUGAGACUUCAGAAUGCCACCUUGUCUAACCCCGUUUUGGUGCCUUUUGCCCCUGUUUACAUCAAUAGAAGAGGUGUUUUCUUUAAGAGGGAAGUCUGUUCUUUCAAACAGUACAAUCAUUUUAUGUGGGAAAGUACCGGACAACAAAACCCCUUUUCUAGAGCCCUUUUGGAAAUCAGAUCGGGGACUAGUAAUUCAAUAUGGGAGUCGCUCGAAAAGAAAUACAAAGGUAUCUUACAUUAUGUGUCGGUACAUUUGGACUUUUGUUUUGCGGAAAUUUAAAUGCUUUUAGUAUUUAUGCUGUGGCUGUUAAACAGACGUUUGAGUUUACGCAAUCAGAACUUGAGUACAUCACCGUUAGUGUUACCACCGGUCUCGAACUCCCUGGAUACUUUUCCGGCAUCGUUGUAGAUAAAUAUGGACCUAGAUUCGCUUGUAUACUUGCUGCUAUGCUCACCUGGCCUUGCUUCGUUUUAAUGUGGAUGUCAAUGCAGUUCAAAACAUUAUUUGCAUCGUGGAACUUGUUCAUGUGUUUAAUAUAUUUCAUAGCUGCUAGUGGUUGUUGCUGUGCACAUAUUGCGAUCAUUGGAACGAUUUCUAUAAACUUUGAAGGAAAACAUCGAGGGAAAAUUGUUGGAUUUGCAAGUGCUAUUUAUGGUUCGAGUUCGCUUAUAUUUGCUGCUAUCUAUCAAGGAAUAUUUGUCGAGGGGCAUAUUACGGAUGAAGAAAACCAAAAUCUCGCAGGCUUUUUCAUUCUGUUAUGCAUAUUGGCAGGAUGUACACUUUCUCUUUGCUCGGUUCUCCUUAUAAGAGUGCCGCCAGUUACACCUUCAAUACCCCAUUUAGAGAAGAAGCGUUAUUCAACCGAAAGUAGCCAAGAUGAAGAAAUUAUGAGAAUGGAGACCAACAUUAAUAAAGGAAAACUGAUGGAUGAUGAUGACUAUAAUCUAACGAAUGCUGAGGAUGACACGUUCGACGCCAAGACUCCAUUCAUUGAUAGGAAUUUGAAUACCGAUAAAAAUACACCAGAGGUUGGAAAGGAUAUCACAGAUUCUACCUGCUUUCAGAUGAUCAAGACAUUGAAGUUUCAUUACUUUCUCUGGAUUGUGAUUAUCCUUAAAGGCAUUGGACUGACAUUUUCUACUAACGUUACAAUUGUAGCUAAAUCUGCACUCCUUGAGACAGCAUCGCUCCCGUUACUAAUGACCGGUUCAAUUUCUAAUACACUAGCAAGGUUUUUAGGAGGCUGUAUUCCUGAUAUUCUCAAACAGAAAUUUCCAUUCGUCCCGACAAGCUCCUUGCUUUUGUUUGCAUCUUUCCUCAUGAUGUCGGGUCAAAUUUUGCUCAUAUUCUUUAACCAAAGUCUCAUAGGAUUAGUAUCUUGUUCGGUAAUGCAUAGCGUAGCAAAUGGACUAACAUCUGUAAUGGUGAUGAUUGGUAUUGCAGAACUUUUUGGAUCAACGGAAUUGUCACAAAAAAUCGGAUUGGUUUUAUCACUAGGUGGAAUAUGUGCAUUUCCAUUUGCAAAACUGUUCGCUUGGAUUUAUGAAAAUAAUAGUCCCCAGGGUUCUACAAAUUGUGUUGGUGUGCACUGUUCAAGAGGAGCUUACGCCAUAAUGGCUGUAUUUGCACUCGUCUCGGCUUUGCUAAGUUCAGCUCUCGCAAAGGCAGAACAUAAUCAAAAAUCCCAAAACCAGACAUAAGAUAACGCAAAAUGACACUCAUAAAUGGAUCUAAUUCGUUAGGCCAUUCGUAAAAACAUCUGCUCUAUGCAUGUACUCAUGAAAAUAAAUGAUUCGUAAUAUUAGUACUAUACAGGGUGGGCCAAAAAACGUCCAUAUUUUUAUUUCGAUAUAACUAUUUCGAAAAUAGAUGGAUAUCAAUAAAAGGGCAGAUUAUGCAGGAAUCGAUUUUAUAAUUGUUCCUCAAGUGGGAAAAAUAGAUAAUUUUAUAUAUACUUUUAAAUAAGACCACUAUUACCUGAACUUUUAGUAGCUUAUAGGGGUUGAGUUGUCCAUGGGAUGAGUUGCCUUGGGGGAAGACUUGUCAAAUGGUUGAAUUGUUUAGGGAUUGAGUUGUCUAGUCGAGGAGUUGUUCAGGGGUGAGUUUUCUGUAAGCUGGUAAGGGGUUCACAUGUAAAAAUUGGGAAGAUUUGCAACCAUUUUGGAACUACAUGUGCUAAUGUUUUGUGGGGUUUCUUCAUCUGAUAAGAGCCUAAAAUGAACACUUAAAUGGUAUACCAUAUUUAUUAAAAGAUUUG
Molecule: messenger RNA, 2283 nt
Organism: Owenia fusiformis
Lineage: Eukaryota; Metazoa; Annelida; Polychaeta; Sabellida; Oweniidae
Source: the annotation of a GenBank genome assembly